GGGGCCGGCUAUUUAAAAGCGCCUGCUCGCCCGGAGCCCCGUAGUCUCUUUGGAAACUUCUGCAGGGGAAAAGAGCUAGGAAAGAGCUGCAAAGCAGUGUGGGCUUUUUCCUUUUUUGCUCCUUUUGGUUACCCUCUCCUCCGUUUUCACCCUUCGGACUUCGCGGAGAACCUGCGAAUUUCGAAGAGGAGGUGGCAAAGUGGGAGAAAAGAGGUGUUAGGGUUUGAGGUUUUUGGGGUUUUUUUUUUUUUUUUUUUCUUGAUUUCAACAUUUUCUCCCACCCUCUCGGCUGCAGCCAACGCCUCUUACCUGUUCCGCGGCGCCGCGCAUCGCUGGCCGCUGAGGUUUAGAAAGCAGCUCGGUGUAUUUUAGAUUUUAAGCAAAAAUUUUCCAAAUAAAUCCAUUUUUCUCCCCCACCCCCAACGCCAUCCCCACUGCCUCCGAGCUCAUUAUUUCGGUGGUUGCUUGGGGGUGAACGAUUUUGUGGCUUUUUUCCACCUAUAAUUCUGACCCGCUCAGGCUCGAGGGUUUCUCCGGCCUCAGCUCGCUGCGUGCACCUGGCGCUGCCCUGCUUCCCCCAACCUGUUGCAAGGCUUUAUUAAUUCUUGCAACCGGGACUUGAUCGCAGGCACCCCAGUCCUCCAUCUCGCUCUACAUUUUUCCAAGUGUCUCGGGGGAGGGCACCUGCUCUACCUGCCAGAAAUUUAAAAAAACAAAAACAAAAACAAAAAAAAAUCUCCGGGAGCCCUCUUGGCCCCUUUACCCCUGCACUGUCGAUCUCCUGCCCCACCCGGAGGUAAAGGGGGCGACUGAGAAGAUGGUGUUGCUCACCGCGGUCCUCCUGCUGCUGGCCUCCUGUGCUGGCCGGGCCCAGAGCCUGGGCUCCUUAGUGCACUGCGAGCCCUGCGACGAGAAAGCCCUAUCCGUGUGCCCCCCCAGCCCCGUGGGCUGCGAGCUGGUCAAGGAGCCGGGCUGCGGCUGCUGCAUGACUUGCGCCCUGGCGGAGGGGCAGUCGUGCGGCGUCUACACAGAGCGCUGCGCCCAGGGGCUGCGCUGCCUCCCCCGGCAGGACGAGGAGAAGCCGCUGCACGCCCUGCUGCACGGCCGCGGGCUUUGCCUCAACGAAAAGAGCUACCGCGAGCAAGUCAAGAUCGAGAGAGACUCCCGUGAGCACGACGAGCCCCCCACCACCACCGAGCUGGCGGAGGAGACCUACUCCCCCAAGAUCUUCCGGCCCAAGCAAACCCGCAUCUCCGAGCUGAAGGCCGAAGCGGUGAAGAAGGACCGCAGAAAGAAGCUGACCCAGUCCAAGCUGGUGGGGGGAGCCGAGAACACUGCCCACUCCCGGGUCGUCGCUGCCCCUGAGAUGAGACAGGAAUCUGAGCAGGGCCCCUGCCGCAGACACAUGGAGGCUGCCCUGCAGGAACUUAAAGCCACCCCGCGCAUGGUGCCCCGCGCCGUGUACCUGCCCAAUUGUGACCGCAAAGGAUUCUACAAGAGAAAGCAGUGCAAGCCUUCCCGUGGCCGCAAGCGUGGCAUCUGCUGGUGUGUUGACAAGUACGGGAUGAAGCUUCCAGGCAUGGAGUACGUGGACGGGGGCUUUCAGUGUCACGCCUUCGACAGCAGCAACGUUGAGUGAUGCGUCCCCCCCGCCCUCCCCUCACCCCUCCCACCCCCAGCCUUGACUCCAGCCAGCGCCUCCCUCCACCCCAGGACGCCACUCAUUUCAUCUCAUUUAAGGGAAAAGUAUAUAUCUAUCUAUUUGAGGAAACUGAGGACCUCGGAAUCUCUAGCAAGGGCUCAACUUUGAAAAUGGCAACAACAGAGAUGCAAAAAGUUAAAAAGACACCCCCCCCUUUUAAAAUGAUUUUCUUUUUGAGGCAAGUUGAAUGAACAACAGAAGGGAAGAGAGGAAGAAUGAGAGGAAGAGAAGGGCAGGAAGUGUUUGUGUUGAAGAAAGAGAAAGACACAGAGCGUUAGGAAAAGGCAGACAAGCAGGUAGGCAGGAAGGAAAGGCACCGAGACCAGGGAGGGCCCAACCUUCACGUCCAGCUCUGGCCUUCAGUGACACUCUCGGGGUGUCCCAGUUAUAGAUUGAUUGGUCAGGGGGAGAAAGAAAAUGACAGAACGUGCCAGGGCCUCUCCCGGAUCUGUCUCCCCCUCCAGCCAGCAGUAUGGACAGCAGGACCCCUGAACUUCCUCUUCUCUUACCCGGGCAGAGUGUUGUCGCUCCCCAAAUUUGUAAAAACUGAAAUGCAUUCCAUUCCUCUGAAAGCAAACUAACUUCAUCACUGAGUGACGUUAGCUAGAUAGGUUUUCGGAAGCAGAUCUAUGAAUAUUAAAUACAUGUGUAUAUUUCACUCCCCAGGCAAACUUUUUGUGAGAAAGCCAUACAUGCCCCAGUAUUGAAAGACCUGUUCUCCCAGGAUGACUGCAGUGCACACGGAAACGUGCGGUUUCAGCCCUCGUUUGAUUCAAUUCGCAAGUAGCACAGCAGGCUCUGUGGGGGAGGAUAGGCUGGAAAAAAAAAGUGGGCUUGUAUUUAUCUACAAGGCUCCAUAUAGUCAUAUAUAGGCAUAUAAAUCUUUCGUUUCUCUUUAUUUUUUCUUUCUUCCUUUCUUUCAAAGGUUUGCAUUAACUUUUUAAAGUAGUUCCUAUAGGGCAUUGAGGAGCUUCCUCAUUCUGGAAAAACUGAGAAAACCCAUAUUCUCCUCAUACAACCCGUGACAGCAUUUUUGCCUGCCUCGAGGCAGAGUUUCCCAUAAGCAAUAAACUGAGCUGUUUUGUGGGGCACAGUGCUGGACCUGAUAGUGAUUCCCCACGCGCGUUCCUCUGCACCCACCGAGCCAGGCACAGGCCAGCCCUCAGUGGUGCACACAGCAUGAGCCUCAGUCCCAUUUCAGUCUUUAAACCCUCAGGAAGUCACAGUCUCUGGACACCACACCGCAUGAGCCCAACAGUCCACGACGGAUCCCCCAAUCCCGCCCCAACCUUCUCCUUUCAUCUGAACAGAACCUCCGUUUUUGGAAGCCUCUCUCACUCUCCAUGCUAGCAGAGCAGGAGAGAGACUGAAGAGAUGGCAGAGGGAGAGGUAAGAAGGUUUAGAUGCAGGAGAAUAGUAAGGUUGAUGGUUCAGUCCAGAGUAGAUCGGGGGAGGAAGAGAGGGCUGCAGGGACGGGGGCUGACUGUCCCAUUCUAGCUUUGGCGCAAAGCAGCAGAAAUGGGGAAAAGCCAAUAGAACCUUCCUUAGCUUUCCCAUCCUAUAUGCCUUCUGGGAAUUGAGAGGAAAAUGAGAGAAUGGGUUGUAAAAUAGAAAUGAGCUUAAUCCAGGCCAUAGAGCCAGGGAAGGUGGGUAAAUUCAGGAGAGUGCUAGACUUUAGGAGCCAGAUAGGAACAAGAAUCAGUAGAAACGGGCCAUGCUUUGGAAGAGGCAAGCCUAUGUGCUCCGCCACCCACCUUCAGCCUGCAAUGAGGGGUGGAGGCUCACGAGUCUCUCCCGCUCUUCCUCCAUUCUGGCCCAUCCCUGCCUCCUCCCUUGGGUGGAGGAUGGAAGGGAGGCUGGGACAAGCAGGGAACGCAGGAUUCAGGGAUGCUGUCACUUGGCAGCCAGAUUCCGAACCAAGAAAAAUCCCAUUCUCCAAUGACUUCCUCAACCAGUGGUGGCCUUGUGACUGUCCUCUAAGGCUGAAGAUAUCCAGGAAAGGGGGCUUGGACACUGGCCAGGAGACCCCUUCGUGCUGUGGACACAGCUCUCUUCACCCUUUGCUAAUGGCAGGACACAGUGGAGGCCGCCUCCCACAUGGGGCUAUGAAGAGGAAUAGAAAAAAGCAAAUCUGCUUCAACGCAUGAAAACCCUAUGGCUAUAGAACCUGGGGACUGUGGCCGAUGCCCCUGGAUAGGACAAUUGGCUGGGGACAGGAGAAGUGCUCAAUCUUCAUGAGACAAAGGGACCCAGCAGGGCUGGCAGCACGGGACUUGACCUGCCGAGUCAGCACACCCCAUCUCUCUGCACAGCUGUCCCUAAACCCAACUCACAUUUCUGUAUGUCUUAGGCCAGUACCCCAAACCUCCUCCUCGCACCCUUCUUCCCACCCAUUCUUCCUUUGCAUCUUGAGCAGUCAUCCAACUAGGAUCUGCCAAGCGGAUACUGGGGUGUCACUCCCCUAAGAAAAGACUGAGCCAGGAACUAUGAGCUCCCCCGACGUUCCUCCCAGCCUGGACCUGACUCCGGAGAGGGGCUCUCUCUUCACGCACUGUGUCUGGACUUUGAGCGGGCUUCUGCCCCUUGCACUGGCUUUCUGCCGCCAGCCGUCAGGUUGGGGAUUAAGGCCUGGUGUGAGUUCACCAGACUUUUCCGGUUUCCAAAGUUCAUGCCUGCUCACCCAAACCCGUGAGUCUCUUCUGGGUGCAAGGGGUGCUCCUGGGCAGUUGGUCACUCCCUGGAGAGGCUGGGCCUUCAUGCACACGUAGAACUGAGCCUCCCAGGAGGUCUGCCUGAGCCCAGGGUGGGGAAACCCUGGGAAGGGAGGCGUUGAAGGAAGAUGGCACCUCCUACCCCAUGGCAGGGUGUGAGCGAGGGAGGCAGGUUUGGAAAGUUGUGAGCAUGGCAGUUUAAGCAGCAGGCAGCUUGACUCCAGACUGGCCUUUAGUCAACUGUCUGCUCACCCAGAGACCUGGGACUCCAGGUUAUCAAUGGCUCCAGGUCUAAGCUGCCCACUCCCACACCCACACCCACACCCACACCCACAGAACGUCUCUUCCCAUCCCCUUUAGACUCGUGCCUCACUCUGGCAGUGGAGAAGAUGCCUCUGUCUUUCCCACUACUGCCAGGAGAUAGGGAAGCCCAGCCAGGACUGACGCUCCUUCCUCCAGCCUGCCCUGACCCACCUGGCAAAGCAGGGCACCUGGGGAGGAAGAGACAAGCGUUUCUCUGACAGCCAGGCCUAGACAGACAGGCCUGGGGACAUCAGCCCCGUACGGGGAGGAAGGCAGGUGCAGGAGGCCCUUUUCUGAUGACACCCUUUCUCUCUCACCCCAUCUCCCCACCGCCACCUCUGUGGCCUCCACGGCACCCCGACAGGACUGGCCUCCUCUAGAGGGUGGGCCUCCCCCCAGCCAGCUGUUAGCAAGACAGGGCUGCCACAGCAACCGCCAAGCCCCCCUCAAGGUGGGACAGUACCCUGGACCCAUCCACUCACCGAGAGGGUUUCGGUCCAGGAUGGGAACCUCAGAGAAGAGCGCUCUAAGGACAAGAAACCCCGUAGCAUCCGAGAGGACGUGUCCGGCUUCCAGGAGAGAGGAGGCUUCGUUCUGCAGAGUGGAGGAGGGACGAGGGACAGGGGUUUCACCAACCAGCAACCUGGGUCUUGUACUGUCUGUGUUUUUUAAACCACUAAAGUGCAAGAGUUUCGUUGCACUGUUUCUCCACUUCUGUUUUCUCCUGGGCUUUUGUUUCUUUUUUAAAACAUACUUUCUUGGUUUUCUAAUGGAUUAUACAGUUUAGCCAUUUCCCAGACUCUGGCCUCCUCUCUGGAAAUCCUUUUGGAUGGGAAAAGAAAAGGCAGGGAGGGUCCGAGGAGAAGGGGACCCCAGCCUCCCUGUGCCCAUUCACCCAUGCCUCCGGUCCCCAGCCGGAGUCUCCCCUCCACCGCCACCGUCACACAGUAGCCCACAUGGAUAGCACCGUUGUCAGACAAGAUUCCUUCAGAUUCCGAGUCGCCUACCGGUUGUUCACGUUGCUUUUUUCUUUUCCUUUUUUUUUUUUUUGGAAGACAGCAAUAAUCACAGCACAUAUUAACUGUAGUUCUUUAUAGUUUUACAUACAUACGUACCAUAGCUCUGUUCUCUCCUCUUUUUUGUUUUCAACUUUAAAAACAAAAAUAAAUGAUGAUAAUCUUUACUGGUGAAAUGGAUGGAAAAAUAAAUCAACAAACAAAACCAGUUCGUGAGAAAAAAAAAAACCGCCUGAAUGCGGAAGAGCUCUGCUCUGUUUAGCGUUUUGUACUUAAGGAAAUAAAAAACAAACCAGCAAACGAUCUCAUGUUUUCUUACAAGGUGAAGACUGCUGUAUACUAUUUAUUCAACUUAUAAUUUAUGUUACUCCUUGAUUUUUGACUCUUGCCAUGACACAGCAUUUAUUUAAUAAAGUUAUGCAUUCAGUUA
This is a messenger RNA of Callithrix jacchus (white-tufted-ear marmoset), 6162 nucleotides long. It is a transcript of the gene IGFBP5, whose product is annotated as insulin like growth factor binding protein 5. Gene Ontology annotation, molecular function: insulin-like growth factor II binding; insulin-like growth factor I binding; fibronectin binding. Gene Ontology annotation, biological process: regulation of insulin-like growth factor receptor signaling pathway. The record is from RefSeq and is a predicted model, not a curated record. Gene Ontology annotation, cellular component: extracellular region. NCBI's taxonomy places the organism in Eukaryota, Metazoa, Chordata, Mammalia, Primates, Cebidae.